Molecule: messenger RNA, 1173 nt
Organism: Microthlaspi erraticum
Lineage: Eukaryota; Viridiplantae; Streptophyta; Magnoliopsida; Brassicales; Brassicaceae
Source: the annotation of a GenBank genome assembly
AUGAGGUUUGGCCUGACGAGAUCAGUUUUGAUUCACACCUUUGGUGGCUCCAUCAUCACCGUCCGAUCAACGACGACGUCUGGUCAAUACGUGGCUUCCAGAUCAAGAGACCCUGUUUUCGAGAAGCUCAUGGACAAAUACAAGAACCUUCUCAAGGUCAUUGCCAUACAAGACCUCAUCCUCGCGAACCCAACACCCGAUCCUCCCUCUGUUUCCAUUGAGUUUCUCUCCAGGCUUUCCCAGAAGCUCCAUCUCAACCGUGGCGCCGCUUCUUUCCUCCGAAAGUACCCUCACAUCUUCCACGUCUUGUAUGAUCCUGCCAAAUCCCAGCCCUUUUGCACUUUAACUGCUGCAGCCAUAGAGAUCUCUCGUCAAGAGGCUUUGGCUAUCAAUGCUGCUCUGCCUCUUGUAGUUGACCGGUUGGUUAGGCUCUUGUCUAUGUCCAUGUCGAAGUCGAUUCCGCUUCGUGCGGUUUUCAAGGUUUGGAGAGAACUUGGGCUCCCUGAUGACUUUGAGGACUCUGUGAUUUCAAAAAACCCUCACGUUUUUAAGCUUAGUGAUGGUCAUGAGCCUAAUACACACAUCUUAGAGCUCGUGCAAGAAGAAGGAGAAGAGGAAAGUCUGAAACUUGAAGCCGCGGUUGAGAAAUGGAGGGUGGUUGAGUGUUGUUCAGAGGAGGAUUGCAGUGUCGACAGAACCGAGAUUCAGUUUAGUUUCAAACAUAGUUACCCGCCGGGAAUGAGACUGAGCAAGAGCUUUAAGGCUAGAGUUAAGGAAUGGCAGAGGCUGCCUUAUGUGUGUCCGUACGAGGACAUGGUUGGUAAGAAGAAGAGCAAAUCCGGUGUGAUGGGAAUGGAGAAAAGAGCGGUUGCGAUUGCUCACGAGUUUCUUAGUCUGACUGUAGAGAAGAUGGUGGAGGUAGAGAAGAUCAGCCAUUUCAGGAAAUGUUUUGGGAUUGAUUUGAACAUAAGAGAUUUGUUCUUGGAUCACCCGGGGAUGUUUUAUUUGUCAACUAAAGGGAAGAUACACACAGUGUUUCUCAGAGAGGCUUAUGAGAGAGGACGUUUGAUAGAUCCAAAUCCAGUUUACGACGCUAGGAGGAAGCUUCUUGAUCUUGUUCUCUUGGGUCGCCAUGCUGCUUUAUCAGACUCGAAUAUGUCUGAACAAGAAUGA